GCAUCUGACUACGCGUCUUUUAACGUGUAAGCCUACUUUGACUAUAGAAUAUAAUCACGUUUCCACCAUAGAGCCCCUCAGGAUAUCAGCAUUCCUUCUUCUAGUCAUCUCCUGUCGCUUUUCUUUCACAUUGAAUAUCAGCAGAAAUUACUGGAUCUCCAAGAACUCCAACCCAACAGCAACGAUGGCCAACCCACCCGAAUCCAACGUCUCCUCAGAUUUCCCCUUCACCUUCCAAACCAUCGCCGUCCUCGAUUCAAAAAUCGCGUACAUUGACACCCGCGACACCCGCCACAUCACCACCACCGCCAUCUUCCUCCACGGAAACCCAACAUCCUCCUACAUCUGGCGCAACAUAAUCCCCCAUGUGGGCCUCAAACUUCGCUGCAUCGCCCCCGACUUAAUCGGCAUGGGCAAAUCCGGCAAACCCGACAUCGCCUACCGUUUCGUAGACCACGCGCGCUAUCUCGACGCCUUUCUCGACGCUGUCGUUCCAGAAGGCAAGAUGGUGUUCGUAAUCCAAGACUGGGGUUCCGCCUUGGGAUUCCAUUGGGCGCGUCGUCAUCAAGAGCGGGUGAGUGGGAUCGCGUUUAUGGAGUUCAUACGGCCGUUUGCGACGUGGGAUGAUGCCGGGGAGAGGGGGCCCGGACAGGAGACAUUCAAGGCAUUCCGCACGCCGGGCGUGGGUCGGAAACUCCUCGUUGAGGAUAAUCUCUUCAUCAAGGCCAUACUGCCUGGCGGCGUGGUGCGCGGAUUGGCUCCCGAAGAGCAGGUGUACUACGAAGCGCCGUAUCUAGACGAGAAGUCCCGCGAACCGGUUUAUCGGUGGCCAAAUGAGUUGCCGAUUGAGGGAUCGCCAGAGGAUGUGUACGCGAUUGCGGAGGAGUAUCACGAGUGGUUGUUGGGAAGUGCUGUUCCGAAGCUCCUGUUUUGGGCGUCGCCGGGAGUGUUUGUGAGAGACGAGCAGGCGAAGUGGUAUGUGGAAAAGCUGAAGAAUCUGAAGGCCGUGUUUUUGGGGGAGGGGUUGCAUUAUUUGCAGGAGGAUCAUCCGCAUCGAAUUGGGAGCGAGAUUGCUGAGUUUAUCGAUAUGUUGGAUUCGCGUGUCGGAUCUAAUUAAUGUUUUCUAAUCCUAUUUUUACUCUUCUAGCGAAUUCUUAAGUCGUAAAUUACACAGUUAGAAGUAGCCUUCUUGGACGU
Molecule: messenger RNA, 1197 nt
Organism: Mytilinidion resinicola
Lineage: Eukaryota; Fungi; Ascomycota; Dothideomycetes; Mytilinidiales; Mytilinidiaceae
Product: putative hydrolase
Exons: 1
Coding region: 185-1117 (310 amino acids)
Molecular function (GO): haloalkane dehalogenase activity
Source: RefSeq, a predicted model, not a curated record